GAUCAACGCUUGGGGAGCUUGGGCCAAUCAGCCAGCAGCGGUGGGCCUCCGAUAAUCGCAGGCUAAACUUAUCGCAAACGACUUUGCCCCGCAUGGGCCAUACUGCCAUGACAGACCGAAAUAAUUCCACAGUUGUUUGAGUUGUUUCUUCUGUGACAUUAUUUAAAAAUUCAACCAAUUGCAUAUCCAUCAUUCACAUCCCCCUCAAUUGUGAGCCAUGCCAUCGAACCCAGUCUAUCUCGGCGUCAUUGGCGUCGGCGGUGUUGGCAAUGCUUUCCUCCACCAACUCGCCAAACUCCCAGCCCCUCCCUCCCUCAUCCUCCUCGCUCGCUCUUCACAAACCCUCCUAUCCCCAGCGCCCGCGUACUCGCCUGCAAUCCCCGCAGCAGACUGGCAAACCGCAUCCGCCACACCAUCUCUCACCAAGUCAGGCGCCUUAACCCCAGCAGAGAUCGUCUCCUACCUCUCCUCUGCGCCUGGCCGCUCCGUUCUCGUAGACAACACCUCUGACCCCGCCCUAGCCAGCGCAUACCCCCAAUUCCUCAAAGCCGGCAUCUCUAUCGUCACCCCCAACAAAAAGGGCUUCUCGUCCGACCUCUCGCUAUGGAAAGACAUCUUUACUUCCGCAGCAACCGGCAACGCCCUUAUCUACCACGAAAGCACUGUCGGCGCCGGUCUCCCCGUCAUUUCCACCCUUCGCGACCUCGUCGCAACCGGUGACGAGGUUACUCGCAUCGAGGGCGUGUUUUCAGGCACUCUUUCUUUCCUAUUCAACACAUUUGCGCCUGUCUCUGGCGCGUCUUCGGCGAAAUGGAGCGACGUGGUCAGCCAGGCCAAGGACCUAGGCUACACCGAGCCCGAUCCGCGUGACGACCUGAACGGCAUGGACGUGGCGCGGAAGCUGACCAUUCUCGCACGCAUUGCGGGUCUGGAAGUGCAAAGCCCGAAUUCGUUCCCUAUCGAGUCGCUUAUUCCAGCGGAAUUGGCUUCGUUGCCUAGCACGGCUGAAGGUGUGAAAGAGUUCAUGGCCCGACUCCCGGACUUCGAUGGCCAGAUCGCUGCGGUCAAGGAGCAGGCGGAGAAGGAGGGUAAGGUUGUUCGGUAUGUCGGUAGCAUUGAUGUUGCUGCGAAGCAAGUCACGGUUGGAUUGCAGAAGUUUAAUAAGGACAGCGCCAUCGCCGGGUUGAAGGGUAGUGACAAUAUUAUUAGCUUUUAUACGAAGCGCUACGGCGGUAACCCGCUUAUCAUCCAGGGUGGUGGUGCCGGUGGCGAGGUGACUGCUAUGGGGGUUUUGUCUGACCUGAUCAAAGUGUUGGAACGGCUGUAAAGAAUCUACCGUAAAGAAAAGAGAAAAGCAAAAGAAAGACGAGGUCUGAUAGAAUUAAAAUGUACUUAUCAACAAAAUCUUAAUUCUUGCUACGCAGAUACGCCUUGACGGCGUCCGCCCAGACAGGGCCUCGCUUAUAGCCAUGAAUGGCCGGCGAACUUCCUUCUUUCAGGCCAUCAAUA
Molecule: messenger RNA, 1509 nt
Organism: Talaromyces proteolyticus
Lineage: Eukaryota; Fungi; Ascomycota; Eurotiomycetes; Eurotiales; Trichocomaceae
Product: homoserine dehydrogenase
Exons: 2
Coding region: 218-1327 (369 amino acids)
Biological process (GO): L-homoserine biosynthetic process; aspartate family amino acid biosynthetic process
Molecular function (GO): homoserine dehydrogenase activity; aspartate kinase activity; NADP binding
Source: RefSeq, a predicted model, not a curated record